This is a messenger RNA of Pecten maximus, 6936 nucleotides long. Its product is annotated as potassium voltage-gated channel subfamily H member 7-like. Gene Ontology annotation, cellular component: membrane. Gene Ontology annotation, molecular function: inward rectifier potassium channel activity. NCBI's taxonomy places the organism in Eukaryota, Metazoa, Mollusca, Bivalvia, Pectinida, Pectinidae. Gene Ontology annotation, biological process: membrane repolarization during action potential; potassium ion transmembrane transport. The record is from RefSeq and is a predicted model, not a curated record. The transcript has 12 exons. The coding region runs from base 477 to 2912 and encodes 811 amino acids.
UAUUUCAAAGAAGUUGAUGACUUUGAAAACACAUUCGAGAUGAGGUGUCAAUAUUACAAGUUUAAUAUAAAUGGAUUGUUUACUUUGUGAUAACGAUAGGAAUAUCAUUACACUGAUAAAAGCAGUACCAAAAGUAUCAUGUAUGCAGAAAAGCACUUGGUGGAUAGUUUGCGCCAAAAAUGCAGAGAUCACAUGCAGUGAUACGCUGCAAUAUAAGUAUAAUAUACUAAUAUUUCACAGUCAAUGAGAAUAUAUCUGCUGGCAGUACUCAUCAACUACAUACUAAUACUUCACAGUCUGAGAGACGAACUGCUGGAAAUGUGAUAUACGUUUAACAGCUUCAGUUUGAUUCAUAGUGUCUAAAAAACUGUUCAGAAUGUGAAAUAGGCAAAUCAUAUGUCAGUGGUAGUGCGAUAAAAUGACUUGGAUAUACCGGGUAUGGAUGUACUGAUUGACAGGCAAAGAAUAAGAUCAUCAUGCUGAAGGUGCUGAAGGAGCUGCGCGGUAAGCGGGCUUUCCACCCAAUAUCGGAGGAGGGAGAACGGGAGACGGAACAGCGAAAGGAGGAAGAACAGACAAAGCCAAAGUCUGCUGAACCAAGCGAUGAGGAAUGCUCGGAGAUCGAAUACAUCCCUCCCUCUAAACAGCAUCAACAAAAGACCAAGUUCAUCAUCCUCCAUUACUCGCCGUUCAAGGCUGUCUGGGAUUGGAUUAUCCUCUUCCUCGUCCUCUACACCGCCGUCCUCACGCCCUAUGUCGUCUGCUUCCUCCUCAAUCAGGACGAGACCCGGAUGAAGUUGAACCGUGAUGCAGCCAGUCGUCUACAGAACGCGGAGACGAGCAAAGCUGACCCGCUCGUGCUGAUUGACCUUAUCGUUGACCUUAUGUUUAUAGCCGAUAUUUUGAUUAACUUCCGGACGACGUACCUUCACGAUGGGGAGGUUGUUGUAGACCCGCAGAAAAUCGCCAAGAAUUACGUGAAGGGAUGGUUCGUCAUAGACACCAUAGCCGCCAUCCCGUUUGAUCUGUUGCUAUUUGGUUCAGGAAACUCUGACACAAUGACAAUAACGGGAGUCCUCAAACUCGCCCGUCUACUCCGGUUACUACGAGUUUUACGUCGGAUAGAACAGUUUGCGGAGUACGGUGCGGCCGUCCUCAUGUUACUGAUGGUUACGUUCUCCCUGAUCGCCCAUUGGCUGGCCUGUGUGUUCUACGCCAUAGCUUACGUAGAACGACCCCACCUGAAGGCCCGGAUUAGCUGGCUUGACCAUCUGGCCACUCAGUGUAAUAAACCUUACCUCCCGAACGACACAAUGAGUGGACCUAGCAUCCGGUCAAAGUAUAUUACGUCAUUGUAUUUCACCUUCACGAGCUUGACCAGUAUAGGAUUCGGAAAUGUGGCGCCAAAUACGAACGCUGAGAAACUGUUUUCUAUAUUCGCCAUGUUACUGGGAUCUUUAUUGAGUGCCGCCAUAUUUGGAAACGUCUCUUCCAUCAUGUUACGAUUGUACCAGGGGUCGGACGAAUAUCAAGAAAAAGUCGAAAGCAUCAAGGAAUUUAUCAACUUUCACCAGCUCCCGAAAAACAUGGCGGGUCGUCUCCAGGAGUCCUUCCAGCACACGUGGGCGUAUACCAACGGUAUUGACAUGAGUAACGUGUUGAAGAACUUCCCCGAUUGUCUACAGUCUGAUAUAUGUCUGCACCUCAACAGAAAUCUCCUCAACAACUGUCCGGCGUUCAAGGGAGCUAAUCCAGGCUGUUUACGUGCCUUAUCAAUGAAGUUUAAAACUACGCAUGCGCCGCCUGGAGACACUCUAAUACAUCCGGGAGAUAUUUUGACCGCCAUUUAUUUUAUAGCACGUGGUUCCAUAGAGAUUUUAAAGGAAAAUACUGUCAUGGCCAUAUUAGGAAAGGAUGACAUAUUUGGAGCGGAUAUGAAGGACACCGCCACUCCAGGGAAAUCCCUGUACUUCGUCAGAGCUCUGUCCUACUGCGAUAUAAACAAGAUCGAGAUGGAAGAUCUAAAGGUGGUUCUACAGACUUACACGGAUUUCACAAAUGAGUUUAUGGAUAAGUUCCAGGUGACCUUCGACGUCAAAAAGGGAACAUUACUCCAACGGAAGAGUAGACCAAAGAUGGAGGAUGAAACACUGAGAUUCAUACGCCAAAAGAGACCACGGCUACAGUGUAAACGGCGCCGUAUGGACGGGCAUGGGCGGUCCAGUUUCCGGAGGAGACACGUUGAUAGGAAAAUUGGAACGCUGGCUGAGAAUUCCGGAAGUGACGACGAAAGGCCUGGGAUUGUAGAAAUGUCGGCAGAAGGUGCAAUCGAUGACGAAGCUGAUCCAACUACACACGAUGUCACCAGGAAAAACUCAAUGGGUUCAAUUGCAGUGAUGACGAAUUUCUUCAAUGCCGUAGCAUCAAAAGCAAGAAAGGACAAGAUGUCAAAACGAUCCAUACUGCAACGACCGCAUGGUUACGCUCCUAAAUAUGACGUCACAUCGAAUGGGCUUGCGUCACAGCACCAAGGCUUAUCUCCAAUCGAAUCAAGUGUGACGUCAUACACUCCAAAGUCGCUGUCUAGUUCUGGACCCCAGUGGAGGUUUUCCAACAUCGAGUUUGAGAUCCAACAGCAUCCGGACAAAGGAAACUUACAGAGUCUGAACGACAUUGACAACCGGCUCGAGGGCCUUCACGAACGAAUGAACAAUUUUGAAAACGAACUAUUUAAUACAGUUGACGCCAUAUUAGAUAUACUUGGACACAAGCCAAGUUGCACACGUGACACAGUUGACCAAUCAACGUCCAGUUCGACACAGAUAAAAACUAUAGACCGCCCACCACGUCCCAAAGGGGCAAGAUUAAUCAAGAACGCCACGGAAUUACAGCGGGUGAUAGAGAAUAUGUGACGUCACAACAUCCGGAAUUACAGAGGGUGGUUGAGAAUAUGUGACGUCACAACAUCCGGAAUUACAGAGGGUUUUAGAGGAAAUGUGACGUCACAACAUCCGGAAUUACAGAGAGUGAUAGAUAAUAUGUGAUAGAAUAAUAAAUAAUAUGACGUCACAACAUUUGGAUUAUGGAGGGCGAUAGAAAGUUUUUGACGUCACAACAUCGGGAAUUUUGUCUAGAAAUAUUAAUAUUUCUGGAUUAUGUUCAUAGCACAAUGAAUGCCAGUCUGUUAUCUUAUCUCAAUCACUACCAGGUAUAAAUAUAUUGUUUUCCGUGCUUUAGGAAACGAUAUUCACAAAGAACGAUUUUAUCACCAAUGAUAUUUUAGAAAACCUAAUGGGGAUAUAUGAGGAACGGUUUGAUCGCAAUGGAAUCAAGAAUUGCUUAUUAGAUUCAUCUUUGUAAGGCGUAAAUAAAUACGUAAAUGAACGGAAAUAAGAUAGCUUGUUUGGUUAUGUAAAAAAAAAACCGUAAGAAUACAUUUGUAUAUUGCAUUGUUUAUGUACAUGUAUCUUACUUGAUUCGACAAAGAUGAGAAACCAGAAGCAGAUAUUGUUUUUAAUGUUUAUUAAAGACAGUUUAAUGUUUAACUAUGGAUUGAAAUAUCAUACUGUAUAUAAUACACAUGAAAUGAUAUUUAUGAAAUGUAUAUAAUGAUAUAUAACUCCUUAUGGUGUAUGUUUAUUGUUAUGUGUUAAUAAGCCAAUGAAGUGUUUACGUCCAUAAGACCCCAAGUCACGUGGUACAUCCAAUACGGUACAAAGCAAUAAUAGAUGUAGAGGUGUUUGUCAACUAUUUUAUCUAGCGAGUCAAUACUUAAGGUGUUUAAGUAGUAUUUCGUUCAUAUAUAGUCAGAUAUACGAUGAACGUGAAUGCGUUAUGCUAAGGUUUUUGUUCACGAAUUCCUUUUUUGAUUUCUCAGUUUGCUGUUUUAGAAAUCAUUAUUUCGCAAAUUUUCGCAAUUCUAAUGCAAUGUACUUCGAUCAAAAUCCAAUGCAUCUCUAUUCUGAUUUUUACAAUAAUAAGAGAUAGGAUGCUCUUUGAAAACAAAUUAAUUUAAAAAUUAUGUUUUUUCCAAAAUUUGAAUAUUUUCCUAUUUCAUGGAGAGCGAAAAAAACGUCAUUUCCAGCUGUAUUACCAUCUGUUCGAAGCAUUUUUUUUCACAGAAUAGAUUAUGUUAUUGGUUUAGGGGAGAAAAAACUCUUUGAAGGUUUCGAAAAAAAAGUCUCGCUCUGUCUUAUUAAUAGUAGAUGUGAUGUCAUCAUUUUUCGUUGUUAUACAAUUCAUGCCUAGUUUAAUAUCACAUUCCCUCAUCAUGAAAUGUUGAAAUUGUGAUUGAUGACGUAACGAGUACGAAACAAGUAAGAUGGGAUCAAUCGCCAUUAGUAUGUAAUGACGAAAUGUUGAUGAUCAAUUAUGUUUACGUCAUCAGUAUAUGUGUAGUUUUUGUCUGUGAUAUACAUAGCAAGGUGACUCCUGGCCUAAAUCAUGUCGAUGACGUAAUAUUUAUAGUGACGUCAUUCCAUGUUACGUCGUAAACAACAUCAUAUUUUCAUCGUUAAUUGUUGUCUUUAAUCGAUACUAUAUAUAAUCAACAUAUUCCUUUACUGUUGAUGUUAAGUUUUAUUAAUUUUAUUUUGAUAUUAAUUUAUGUUAAUUCUUUAUCAUAUCGUAAUUGGAAUGAACAAAAACAACUGAAAUAUCAAAGGGACCUCGAUUUGAAGUAUGUACUAAAAACGUAGGUAUUUCGAUAUUUAAUGUAUAACAUUAUGUUAGCGCUUUCCGCGCUGAAAUCUUUGGACUUAAUUAUCAUUGCGCUGAUAUAAAUUUCUGUAUGUUGAGUUCUGCUGUAGGCACAAUGUAAAUAUCGUUCAUUCAUGGUGUCGACCACGUGGAAGAAGAUCCUUGUAUCUUAAAAUAACAUCCACCUUAAAUAAAGUCAAUUGUAUUGAAGCCUCGUCGCCGGUACCCACUGUUACAUAUCAUUGUGGCCGUGUCACCUUGUCACCGGUACCCACUGUUACAGAUCAUUGUGGCCGUGUCACCUUGUCACCGGUACCCACUGUUACAGAUCAUUGUGGCCGUGUCACCUUGUCACCGGUACCCACUGUUACAGAUCAUUGUGGCCGUGUCACCUUGUCACCGGUACCCACUGUUACAGAUCAUUGUGGCCGUGUCACCUUGUCACCGGUACCCACUGUUACAUACCAUUGUGGCCGUGUCACCUUGUCACCGGUACUCACUGUUUCAGAUCAUUGUGGCCGUGUCACCUUGGCCACGAUGACGUCCAGCUUUACAAUACAUGUACAUUAUUUGCCUUACAGUUUUUUUUUGUUUUUUUUUUUUUCUGUAGAAAUUUUCAAUUUUAAGACUUAGUUUACAUACAUGUAUGAUGUAAAUGUUACUCAUUUUAGGAACACUCUACACAUACAAAGGUUUACAGAGAUCAUUAUUUAGCCAAAAAUAUUAUUUUGAACAUUACCUUUACAUGUUUUGAAUUUCUAUUGAACUAACAUUCCAAAUUAGAUAUCAACUUCCAUUCCGUAAGAUAUGACGUCAGACUUUUCUUAUCUGUAAUGACUGCACAACCAAAUCGUGCUACAUUAUACACUGGACCAUUACUUACAUGAUACCAGAAAAAGGAAAUGACGAAUGCGGUCACGUGAUCGAUAAUAAUAUUUGAAUGGGGAAACAAUGUAAUACAGAUAACGCUUCAGAAGCAAAACUAAUGAAAUCCAGUGAUGUCAGACAUACGAAGAAAGCGUGUAGACUAAAGGCUGUUCAUUAACAUUAACACAUAAAAAUCUUCUUUAAUUUUCUUUUGUUUUUGAGUUAAUACUAAUUACCAUAGUGAAGUAUGAAAUGAUUAUGUCUUUAUCUGCUUGUGUGUCAUCGUUUUAAUUAAAGAUUAUGUAGAUGAGGUUAAGUUUGUAUCCAAAGUCAAGUAACUGUGAUCAAAUCAUGUGUGUAUGUACCUUAUAUAUACAUAUUACAAUGUAAACAUUACGUUAUUGUAUUAGAUUAUGUGUGAGAUCUGAGUGACAAUCACGCUUGUUUUAAAACAGUAUUUUCAAACAUCGAUCAAACAUUUACAUGAUCUACUGUUAAGCUAAAUUACCUUACGUGAAUGGUAAAUGAAAUAUCGUGUUUGAUAUUCGCUGAAAUGACAAUUAAUUACUGAUUAUGUUCAUCGAAUGGUAUUGAAGUUAAUACCUCCUAUAUAGUUUCUAUGGAGAUAUAACUAUGACGUCACGGUUUGAUAAUUAGUAUGCGUGUUAUGACCUUUUAACAUUACAGAAGGGACCAAAGAAACGAAAAUAAAUGGUAUAAUUAUGUGAAUAAGCGACUGGCAGGCGGUGAUUUUAAAAUAUAUAUCAUGUUUUUUGUAAAUAUCCAUAUUAUCCACAUUUUUACCACCGUCCAAUAUCAUUCCAGUAUGUAGAUAUAGGUUUUGUUAUACAUAUUGAUUUUGAACUUAACAUAAAGUUUUGUAUGUUUGUUUGUGUUAACUGUACAUAAGAAGAAAUGUAAACCAAUGUUUAUGAAAUAUGAUAGCUGUGUAUAAUUAUAUAUACAUUUUGUAGAAGAAUAUAAAGUCAUUUGUCAUCUUACAUAAAUGUGGUGGUCGAUACAUGGAAUACACAAACGAGCGGUAAAUAGAAGUUGACAUUUCGAUGUAAUAGCUUUCAGAGUAUCCAGCUUAUAUAUCGUGUGUAUGUGUACGUAGUUGUAUUGAGUGAAGUGAUACUGUAAUGAUCGUUAUUUUCCGUAAAACAUCGGAUAUUUCCGCAAUAUGUCGGCAAUUUCCGACAAAAUGGCGGUGACAUAAUUAAGGUAAUAGGAUUGAGACGCCAUGGCUACUGCUGUUCGUUGAUUAUAUUCAUUGUGACGCCAUAAAUACAACUGAAGCUGAAUUAGUAAAACAUCGAAUAGUUGGCAACAACAGGGAAACAAUUAAAAUAUGUAAAGAAAUCAACAAAA